AAACGCCUCCGUCACCGAUUUCGGUGACCAAGAGAACGCGUGAGUAUAUAAAAGGUGACGUAGAGGUACCAUUUGCAUAUCUAUAUAUAUAUAUGGACCUAAGUAUCCUCGACGUCACCAUACAUAAACAGUACCUUUUGGUCACCAGGCUUUUAAAUGCCUCCGGAGGUGUAUUUACUUCAUAUUCGUAACCAGCACAGUUGUAAUAGUGCUUAUACUCUUUUCCCCACUUGAUUUACAUGCUUUAAGCUUAUACAAAAAAAAUUUACGAGAAUGGUACCAAUUUGCCUCCGAUUAUAAACUGAUCUCUUCCGUGACCUUGUGUAUUUAAAAAGAUAUUGACUAUACCAAAUUGUCACCUGCUGCCUUGCCUAAUAGAUUGCAACUGCGCUGGCUACGAAUACGAAAAUAUAACACAACUGGAAGCAUUUAAAAAGCGGUGACCAAUAGGUACUGUUUAUAUACGGUGACGUCGAGACGAGCAUUUCAAAGCAGCCCGGACCUCAAUUAGCAUCGCGCUUUGCGCAUGCGCGUGGACUUGCCAUAAUAUUAUUAUCCUCCUGCAUGCGUCUAUUUUCGUAUUUUCAACUAUUUUUCAUCUUCGAUAAUCCUUUUUUUGCAAGAUGUUUUUAAAAUGUAAGUAUUUUUUUAUUUUUCUCGUCUUUUUCUAUUUUGUAUACCUUAUAACACCAUAUGAAUGUUUCGUUAGGCCGGUGUUAAUCUGUUCCGUAUGUUGUAAAUCAUUCGCCCAUCAUAGCAGCUUAAGUCGUCACAAGAAAAAGGCGCAUCGAACGGAAAUCGAAAAUGAGAAGAAAACGUUUAUUUGUGACCAUUGUGGAUUCGAAUGUUCCAACAAAAAAAUCCUCAUUCGACACAUGAAGGAUAAUCAUUUACCUAAACCUAAACAGAAAAAACCUGUACCUGGAUGUAGAUUAAAAUGUCCGAAUUGUGAUACUCAUCUUACAAGCUAUGCACUACUAGAUCAACAUUUAACUAACGUUCACGAAAUCGAUAUUGAAGAAAAACAAUUAGAAUUUGAGAAUGAAGGAGAAUUUUGUAUCUGGAAAAGGAACAUCGAAAAAUUGUGUAAUACUCAGUAUGUCGCAGAAAGAGGUUUACGCAAGUACAAAACAAAAACUUACUCUCAGCGUGAAUUCGUAUGUCAGCGUUCAUAUAACGCUAAUUUGAAAUCAGUUGAUCGGAGAAGAUCGAUUAAAAGUUUGGGUUCAAACAAGAUGAAUUCGUGCUGCCCAUCAAGAAUGAUCGUAAAAAUGAGCGAGAAAAUUUCUGUUAAAUUUAUUAGUGAACAUGUUGGACACGCUGCUGAAAUAAUUAGAAUGCGAAUACCUUCUGAUCAACGCGAUGAAAUUGCAGGUAUGAAUUGAGUACCUAUAUAAUUUUGUGAUUGUUGAUUCGUUCUACUGCUACAGUCUCUAUUAACCUGCUUUUAAAUGUUAUAGGAAAAUUAAAAGAUGGUGUUACAAUUCAGCGCGUGUUAGAUGAUAUACGAGACUCUGGUAACUCUAAUAACUUCCAAAGAAUGCAUUAUUUGCAGAAGAUGGACGUGCAUAAUAUAAUCAGAGACUACAACAUUACUUACUCCACUCGUUUUCACAAAGAUGAUGUUGUAAGUGUGGAGAUGCUCGUAGAGACGCUUCGGAAACAGGAAGAUUCUCCUCUAUUACACUAUAAUUCGAUUUAUGAAAACUUCAGCUUGGUUUUAAUGACUCGAUUCCAGAAGUUAAUGUUGAUAGAACAUUCUAAAAAAAUCUGUGUUGAUGGGACACAUGGCCUUAACGCCUACGGAUAUCAGCUGGUAACAGUUCUCGUAAUUGACGAAUUUAAUAAUGGUGUACCUGUAGCGUUUUGCUUCUCGAAAAAGACCGAUUUUGACGCGAUGUAUUUAUUUUUCGAUAAAGUGAAGAAUGCUGUCGGAUUUCCAAUUAAAAGCGAUAUAUUCAUGUCAGAUGAUGCUCCGCAGUUUUUCGAUGCAUGGGCGGCAGUAAUGGGAAAACCAGCUCAUAAGUUAUUGUGUUGGUGGCACAUAAACAAGAACUGGACUUCGAUGUUGAAUACUAAGAUAGACAAUAAACAUAAAGAAAAACGAAAAUACGUGAAGGAUGCAUUGUAUUCUUUAGCCACUUCGUUGAUAGAUACCAAAGAAUUCGAUUCCCGAUUAUCUGUAUUCUUGAAAACACUCGAAGAAGAUGAAGAUACUCGACAGUUUUACCAAUAUUUCAAAACGUAUUAUGUUCCUAAAAAGUCCAGCUGGGCAUUUUGCUACCGCCAACAUCUCGGCUUGAACGUUAAUAUGCAUUUAGAAGCAUUGCACAAGAAAAUCAAGUAUCAAUACUUGAAUGGAAAUCACGUUAUCCGGUUGGAUAAAUCGAUUGACGCGUUGUUGAGGUUAAUCAGAGACCUGAUGUACGAACGAAUCAUCAAAAUAGCCAAGGAGAAACCAUCUGCUAAAAUGUUGAAGAUUAGACACGCGCAUGAAAAAGGUUUGAAAAUUCCUAAGGAACAUGUCCAAUGUUUAGAAUCUCAAUUAUGGAAAGUGAAGUCGCAGACACGUGAUGGAUUAGUGUACGAAGUAAAACAAGUGUCUGAAAUGUGUGAUGAUGUAAAUUUAUGCGUUUUACGGUGCUCAGAAUGUAAUGUGUGCAUUCACACGUUCAAAUGUUCAUGUAUAGACAGUUUUAUUUACGAUAAUCUUUGCAAGCAUAUCCAUACAGUGGCUAAAGACAUCAAAAUUAGCGAUGAAGAACAAGAACUAAGUAGACGCAACUGUAGUAACGAAGAAAUAGAAAAGACUAUUGACAUGCUACGUACUCCUUUCAAUGAGGAAGACAAAUACGAAAAAAUUAGAAUCGAAGUGCAAUCCAAACUCCGUCUUGCAUUAACUUGGUCGAAGGAUUUGCCUGGGGAAUAUUUGGAAAAUUUGUCUAAAACUCUCGAUACUGCGUUCCAAAAAUUUGGAUUCAGCCGAAAAGGAGAGAAGAAAGAAAACAAAGGACUGCCUGCAGCAAAUAAAAAAUUAUCUCCUCAACGGAAAAUUGCGCAGUGGCCAAAAAAAACUACCAAAAAACGUAUUCCCCUGAUGGAAAGACCGUCAAAUAGUGGAAAUGAGUGUGCCUUGGCUCUUUUAACUGGUGCUGAAAUACCAAAUAUUAUUGGAACACAAGAUUUUCACUCAUACUUUUGAAGUUGAAUCUUGAUCUCGCCUCGAAAAGUUGGCUUUUUUAAUACGUACCAAAGUAUUUUUAUACGUUUUUGUUAUUAUAAAAUUAAUUUUCAUUACCUACGAAGUUAGUCUUGUAGUUUUUCUAUUAUUAUCAAUUUAUUUCUAAGUGUUUUCUCCUAUUCUUAUAUUUUGA
Molecule: messenger RNA, 3374 nt
Organism: Planococcus citri (citrus mealybug)
Lineage: Eukaryota; Metazoa; Arthropoda; Insecta; Hemiptera; Pseudococcidae
Exons: 3
Coding region: 1541-3202 (553 amino acids)
Source: RefSeq, a predicted model, not a curated record